Messenger RNA from Paramecium tetraurelia, 2277 nucleotides. RefSeq lists its product as uncharacterized. Lineage: Eukaryota; Ciliophora; Oligohymenophorea; Peniculida; Parameciidae. Gene Ontology annotation, molecular function: GTP binding; GTPase activity; translation elongation factor activity. The transcript is spliced from 5 exons. The record is from RefSeq and is a predicted model, not a curated record. Gene Ontology annotation, biological process: translational elongation.
AUGCAAAGUGAUUUUUAAUAACAAUCCACUAUAAAUAAUGGAAUUUAUAGUUUGUGGCAUGGGAUAGAUGAAGAAGAAUCAAAAAGGGAAAAGAAAAAACAAUAAAAGCAAGCUCACCCUUAGUUUUCAGAGAUGACAGACAAGCAAAAGCAAAGAAAAUAAAACUUGAAUCUAUAGAAAAAAAAGAAAGGAAAAUUGUCUCAUAAAUCAGAUAUGUAAACCAAUGAUGAUGAAUCAGAAAAAUAGGAGUUUAAUUAACAUCUAAAAUAUGAAACAAAACCUUAAUUUGUGCUUUUAGUAAAACCAAAUAACGAGGAGAUCUAGAUCGAUUUGCAACAAUAUAUCGACGAAUAAUAUUCGAUUCAAGAGGAUAUUUCAAAGAUUUCUUGUUUUAAAUAGGAGAGUGAUUUUGGACAUACAGAAUACAAACUUAGACUAGUUGAUCCUGAUCCUAAGAGAUUAACUCAUUUAACAACCCAGAUGAAUUUUAGAUUGUCAGAGGGAAAUGGUAUGGCAUAUUAUAAAAUCGGUGUUGAGGAUAGCGGUAAUCCCUUGGGUCUUAACAAAUCUGAUAUGCUUGGAUCAUUGAAAACCCUGUGUUUGAUGGCUUAAUCUUUGAAAGCUGAAUUAUUGGUUGUUGGAAUAAAUUAGGGAACCAAUGGCAAAACCUGUGAAGUUAUAGUUAGGAAAGGGUUGAAGGACGGGAUAAAUUUGGAUAUAAGAAUCUUACUUUUGGGGGAAAGUGGAUCUGGAAAGACAUCCCUUCUAGGUGUGCUUAGUACUGGACAAUUAGAUAAUGGACAAGGUUUGGCAAGGAUGAAGUUCCUGAAGAAUAGGUCUGAAAUUACAUCUGGGAAGACAGAAAGAGUGAGUCAUACGGUUAUAGGUUUUGAUAGCGAGGGAAAGAUUAUGAAUCAUUAAAAUUAACUAAACUUCAGUCCUACUUGCAUGGUGGAGAAAUUAGUGGAUUUAUCAACAAAACUGAUUACUUUUAUUGAUAUGGGUGGAACAAAAAGAGCACAUAAUUAAAUGAUUCAGAUUGUCAAUUCUCAAUUUCCAGAUUAUGCUCUAUUAACCAUCUCUUCAUUGCAAUAAAUUGGAAAACCAACUAUGGAUUUUCUUAAAUUAAUCUAAAUCUAACAAAUUCCGUUUAUGAUUGCCAUCACUCAUGUGGAUCAAAUCACUGAGGAUUAUUAUGUGGACAAAGUAGAAUAAUUAAAAGACAUGAUUAAAAGUCUAUAAAUUCAAAGUGUUCCUAUUGUUGUUAGAAGUGAAGAAGAUGUUGUCUUGUUUAGUAAAUAGAUUCUUAGCAAAACCCUAAUUCCUAUAUUUUUAAUAUCUAAUAUGAAAUAGAGGACAUUAGAUUAUUUUAUUAAAUUUUUAAAUUUAUUACCUUCAACAAAUGAAUUAACAAACAAUUCAAACUUAGAUUCAGAAUAUUGCAUCCAUAAUGUUUUUGAGAUUAACAACUAGAAGGUGCUGGGGGGAACUGUUCUCAAAGGAAUUAUUAGAGUUAAACAAAUAUUAUAAAUGGGACCUGACAAGCAUGGUCGUUUCUUCCCAAUUGAAAUUGAAGAAAUUUAAUGUAAUCGAGUUCAAGUUAAAUCUGCAUAAUGUGGAUAGAUAUGCACAAUUAGGUUUAAGUAAGGCAAUCAGUAAUUUGGAUCAGAUCAGAAUCCUAUAAGACGAGGAAUGGUUUUAAUAGAAGGAAAGAGCAACCCACAGGCAGCUUGGGAUUUUUUGGCAGAAAUCUGGUUAUUUGAUGAUUAAAAAGAAGCCAAGAAAAUUGCAGUCAGUUUUGAACCUGUGAUUAAUACUCAGUGUACUAGAUAAAUUUGUAAAAUAAUCAGAGAAGAAUAAUUAUAGUUUGAGACUGUAACAUUAAGAAAAAAAUAAUCAAGAUCAAUUGACGAAUCUUGUAUGCAAAAGUCUGAUACUUUAUCAUCGAGAUCAUCCUAUAGGAAAUAGAGUGAAUAAAUCAAAAAAGCAAGCAGUUCUAAUAGCUUAAACAAAGAAUCUUAUAGAAGUCCAAGAAGAAAAGGGAGCAGUUAAGUCAAAUCCUGUACAAAUGACGAAGAUCAAAAAAAGACCGAUUUGUUUGUGAUAAACGAAAAAAAUGAAAAAUCUAUGGAGUUUAUAGAAUUAAUCCCAAAAUAACCUAACAUUGUUAGGCUAAAGUUUAAAUAUUUCCCAGAAUACAUCACUAAGGGCAUGAAGCUAAUUAUAAAUGAUAAUGGGCUAUAAGCUUGGGGUUUUAUUAAAUAUAUAAAUUAUUGA